AUGGAGAUUCCGUGGGAAGCCCGUAUUAAGCGUGACCCCAAGUUCAACCCUCAAGACAACACGCAAGGUCUACUCCCGCUAGCAAAGUUUCUAUGGGAUUACUCGACUGCUGAGGGUGUCAAGGCUGGGUAUAAGGCUUUGGGACAGUCGCAAAAGGAGAAGUUGAGUGGGUUUUUAUCUUCCUUGCAGGGUUCUUCACCGAAACCAACCUUGCCUGAAGAAGAGUUUGUUCACUCUCCCCUUCAAGAUUUGAAAGGGAUCCGUCUCGUUUAUGUUGACGUCCAAAAUUCGACGCUACGAUGCACCCUCCAGACUUACUCGUCCUCUGAGAUCCCACCCUAUGUCUGCCUCUCAUAUGUCUGGGCUGACUUCGGUCCAAUGAUGAAUCGAGGCCGCGACUUUCGCGAGACUGAACUCGAAGUGCCCAUGUUUAGUCACUCAGACAGCGCCGAUAUCAUCCUCAACGAUCGUCGUUUCUCUAUUGGGGCUAACUUGCACGCCGCUUUGCUUGGCCUCUACCAGUAUCUCGAUGGGAGACCUAUCUGGAUAGAUGCCAUGUGCAUCAACCAGACUGAUAGCAACGAAAAGGCUUUACAAGUCGCUCGCAUGGGCGAGAUAUACAGUGCUGCGGAAAAGGUCUUCAUUUGGCUUGGUCGGAAACACACAACACGGGACACUGCUUUGAGGAUUCUUAAAGUGUGGCCUUCGUUCCCCGCCAACCCAGACAACGCGAACAUCCAGUUCCAUGGAAAGAAAUACAACACAGCCAAGGCCUUCUUUGAUGCGACUUCAACUGGCUCCGAACUUAUAUCUUGGAUCGGCCUUCUCACAAUUGUCACUGAGAGUUGGUGGAGCCGGGUUUGGACGGUGCAGGAGUUUAUCCUCUCAAAGGAAUAUGCCUUCUUCUACAACGGAGCUCAAGUACCGACUGACGAUUUCAAGAAGGCAAUGGACUGGACUUACUUCGUUGCAAUCAAUUGCUCUUCCAAGCUCAUCCCUUCUUGGGUUACUUUCCAACCUUCCAUCUUUGACCUUAAACAGCACGGGACGAGACUGAGCUUUCUUGAUGUAGCUAUGCUUGGAGCAACGAGAAUGGCGGGUGACCCGCGGGAUAAAGCCUGGGCUUUUCUGGGGAUUACUGAUCCGGGAUCGAUUGGACAACCUCCUCUCAAACCUGACUAUGAUAACCGGAACAUGGGAGACUUUUACAUCGAUCUUGCUCAACGUCUCUUGCGAGGCGAUGCUGGGCUACUUGUUCUCUCACUUGUCAACCAUCCCCUCCCCAAGGAAUCAUACAAGUUUAAAUCCAAGAAGCCAAUCGGCAACCGUCUCUUGGACCAGUACAAGGCCAAGAAGCGACUCCCUCAGCAAGACCCGAAGUUUGCACCUCCCAAAGAAGACGUCUUUGAUGAAGCGUUGCAACCGGACUGGAGUGGCAAAGGUGUGGGCUAUCCAAGCUGGGUUCCCAAGAUGGCGAGCGCUGUUGCUAUGGAACCUAUUUUCCUCAGGGAAAUGAGAGCUCAGAAGGCUCGAGGCAAGGCUCUUCAUGAUCCCAGUUGGAGGGUAUUUCACGCCGCGUCAAAUGUUCAGAGGGGCUUCUCUUUGUCCGCUAAUGGGAAAAGCCUCUCUGUGGAAGCACACCUUCUGGACCCCGUCAAAGCUGCGGUUGCACUGCCCAAGACUGAAGAGGAUGAGCCGGGCUUCUAUCAAGCCUUUCGUUCGUGGUAUCCAAAGAAGAGUCGUCUGGCGGAUAUCCCGUAUCAACACCAACCUUCCACCGCUGUGCCAAGCGCACUAUGUCGAACUCUGCUGAUGAAUAUUUGGCUCACCUCCCAUCCUGCUCCAGAAGGUUGCGAAGCUCACUUUGCAAACUACCUGGCUCGCAUCUCAGGAUCGGCGUCAAGUGUCAAGCAUGACCUGCACUUGAAGAAGAAGCCGGACCCAGAAGAGGGAGACAUAUUUCCUGCAGCCAUGAAUGAUGUUGGAAUAGAUAGGGUCUUGUUCAUCACGGAGAAGGGAUUCUUGGGUCUCGGGCCAGCGAGGAUGGAAGUUGGCGACGUGGUAGGCCUGGUGGCUGGGGCUCAUGUACCCUUUGUGUUACGUCAAGGGUCUGGGGGAUGGAUCAUGGUCGGCGAAACUUACGUGGAAGGAGCUAUGUAUGGUGAAGUUGCUCAGAAACUGGUGUUCCAGAGUGUAGAGAUCGUGUAG
Molecule: messenger RNA, 2208 nt
Organism: Fusarium vanettenii 77-13-4
Lineage: Eukaryota; Fungi; Ascomycota; Sordariomycetes; Hypocreales; Nectriaceae
Exons: 2
Coding region: 1-2208 (735 amino acids)
Source: RefSeq, a predicted model, not a curated record